Tribolium castaneum (red flour beetle) is the source of this 11932-nucleotide messenger RNA. It is a transcript of the gene Hml, whose product is annotated as Hemolectin. The record is from RefSeq and is a predicted model, not a curated record. Gene Ontology annotation, cellular component: extracellular region; extracellular matrix. The transcript has 34 exons. Lineage: Eukaryota; Metazoa; Arthropoda; Insecta; Coleoptera; Tenebrionidae. The coding region runs from base 83 to 11866 and encodes 3927 amino acids. Gene Ontology annotation, molecular function: protein binding; chitin binding.
AAUUUUGAUAACUUGCAAAAUUAGCUCACUAUAAAUUCAUUCGGUGAUGAAAGUUUGAAGUUAGUGCUUAGUGGGUUUUAAAAUGGAAAGGCUUUCGUGCCUUCUGUUGGUUCUUUUCGUGUUUCCACACUUGGUUAAAUUAGAGUUGCCACGAUAUUUGCAAGCGAAAUAUGGCAUGAGCGCCUCUCCGAGUCCACACUCCGUGAAAAGCGGUGUGAAGACCAAGACGAAAACCGCCGCCGCCCGCCCCCCGGCCUUCGGCUCAAAGUUCCGCGGAGGAUGCGAUUCCGAACCCCCCAAACCUCAAAAUGCAGGAAUUCGCUGCUCGCAAUACAGCGGUUGUCGCGCUGAUUGCGAAAAUCUCUAUCAAUUUCCUAACGGCGCCACACAGCUAUUUAUCACUUGCGAAAACGGCCAAUGGAUUAUCGAGGGCGGAAUGUGGCCAUACGUGCCUUCCUGCCAACCGAUUUGUGCCCCCCCUUGCCAAAACAGCGGCAUCUGUGUGGCCCCCAACCAGUGCCAGUGCCCCGAGAACUUCUCAGGACCGUACUGCGAGUUCGAGGAGAGGCCCUGCAUGAACUACCCAGUCCUGCCCACGAACUCGCGCCGCUCCUGCUCACACAAGACGUGCACGGUGUCGUGCCUACACGGCCACCAAUUCCCCGAUGGUUCGGCCAUUGCAACCAUUUCGUGCAAAAACGGCUUUUGGGUCCCGGAUAAGGACAAGUGGAAACAAUUACCCGAUUGCCAACCCACCUGUACCCCACCAUGCCUGAACGGGGGUAACUGUCUUUCGUUCAACCGGUGCCAGUGCCCGCAGGACUUUCGAGGGCCCCAAUGCCAAUACCGGACCGAUAAUUGUGACCCUCGCAAACUCCAAUUUAAUGGAGGCUACAACUGCUCCGGCGAUCUCCUAAGUUUCAGCUGCUCCUUACACUGUCCUGAAGGAAUGAAUUUUGAGACGACUCCCUCUUACCUUUAUACUUGUUUGUAUGAAGAAGCCACGUUUAAACCACAACCAAUCCCGCAAUGCGUUUUUCCCGAAGGUGUUUCAGGGACGAUACGACAAACCUCCUCUCAUAAUUAUUACCAAAUAUCGAAUAAUUCCGGCUUCAAUUUAAAAAGUCUUUCGGUGAAUGGUUUACCGGACGUUUCUUAUAUUCCAGCGGGUCAGAGAUGGUCCCCCUAUGACCACGAAAUGUCGGGACAACUCUAUUAUGACAGUUCCAGUGGUCUUAAGUUUGCCACUGUUAGUCCCUACAACCAACAAACCAACUUAAUCUUUGUCCAAGAAAAAUUGCCCGAGCCUGGCAUUUGCCUGACUUGGCAAGGCACUCAUUACAAGACCUUUGACGGAAAAGUCUUCAGUUUUGACUCAAAAUGCGCCCACACUCUCGUGCAGGACUCCACAGACAAUACGUUCAGUGUGGUCGUCCAAAACGACCCACAGUGUUACCAAAACCCUCUAGAUUGUUUCAGAAUCAUUCGCAUUUAUUUCGACAAAAAAGAGUACAUUUUGCGGCGAUCGGCCGAAGGCCCAACUUUCGGAACCUCGAAAAAACGCCUUCCAAUCCCGGGCCAACUCCCGGGAUUGAGGAUCGAAAUGUCCGCCCACUACGUAAUUGUGUCUUUGGACGCCGUUGGUGCGAAAAUAAAAUGGGACGGCUUGCAAUUGGUCCAAGUUGAAGUGUCGGAAAGCCUCUGGAACCGCACUCAGGGCUUGUGCGGGUCCAUAGACGGCGAUGUUUCCAACGAUUUGCUCAAUAAAAACGGCCACAAGCCACAAACAAUCUCCAGUUUCGCCUCAAGCUGGAAAAUCGAGAGUUUGGAGGAGGAGUGCAAUGAUCUCCCGUCGGAAGAACACGCUUGUGUGGAGGACUCGAAGGGGCACCAAGCCACCUCCUUUUGCCAGAAGUUGUUGAACGACCAGAGGUUUGCCCCCUGUCAUGAUGUUAUGGACGUAAAUCUGCUUCUGGAUGCUUGUCGGUGGGACUUUUGCGGGUGCAAAACGGACCCUUCGGUUUGCGCUUGCGAGACUAUGAACGUCUAUGUGAGGGCUUGUGCCUACAAGGGGGUGACGAAUUUGGCGGCGUGGAGGGACGAAAACACGUGUCCAAUGCAAUGCACUGGGGGCAAAAUCUACCAACCCUGCGCCCCCCCCGGCGGCCAGCCCGUGUGCGGCUCCACCACCGAACACAGCGAAGAGGGCUGUGUUGAGGGCUGCUACUGCCCCCCUGGCACGGUCCUGCACGACAACAAGUGCAUAACUCGCGACAAGUGCCCUUGCCGCCUCCGCACCAAGCAGUUCCCCCCCGGAGCCGAAGUGCCCAAAGAGUGCAACACUUGCACCUGCAGCGAGGGCAAGUGGGUCUGCACCCAGCUGUCCUGCGGCUCGCGGUGUGCCGCCGUCGGCGACCCCCACUAUGUCACGUUCGACGGGAAACGCUACGACUUCAUGGGCCAGUGUUCCUACUAUUUGGUCAAAACUGGGACUUUUUCGAUCGAAGCGGAAAACGUCGCCUGCUCAGGGGCCAUUUCGCAGGCGAUGAACUUGCCGACUUCGCUGGCCGAAGGCCUGCCCUCGUGCACCAAAACCGUGACUUUGAGGGCCGAAGGCCAGGUCAUCAAGCUCAAGCAAAACCACGAUGUUGUGGUGAACGGACGGGACGUGGCCAAAGUUCCGUACCAGAUUGGAAAUGUUACUAUAAGGAGCGUUUCGUCGAUUUUUUUGCAAGUUGAGCUGGGGAACGGUAUGCAGGUUUGGUGGGACGGCGUAACGCGGGCCUACAUUGACAUUCCUGCCAAUUUCCCGGAAAAAACCAAAGGACUCUGUGGUACUUUCAACCACAACCAAAAGGACGAUUUCCUCACACCUGAGGACGACAUCGAGCAAAGCGUUACUCCCUUUGCCAAUAAAUGGAAAACGAGCGAGAAAUGUAGCGACAUCCCCGACAUCCUCAAAACCCAUCCUUGCAGCUCCAAUAUCCACAACCAACCAACGGCGGAAAAGCACUGCCAAAGACUCAAAUCCGAGCUUUUCGCCCCUUGCCACUGGAUUGUCGACCCGGAGCCCUACUACCAGGACUGUCUCUACGACAUGUGCUCCUGUGAGUUCAAAAUCUCCAAGUGCUUGUGCCCCACGGUGGCGGCCUACGCCGAGGAGUGUUCCCGGCAAGGGGUGAAAAUCUCCUGGAGGGACAGUGUGAGGGAAUGCGGGGUGCAUUGCCCGGCGGGCCAGAAGUACCAAGUUUGUGGGAACUCGUGCACCAGGACGUGCUUCGACGUGGCCACGAGGCCGGACUGCAGGCCCCAGUGCGUGGAAGGGUGUAACUGUCCCGAGGGCGAAGCCCUGGACGACAUCGGCGAGUGUGUGCCGAUUGGGGAGUGCCAGUGCCACCACGACGGCCUCCAGUUCCACGCUGGAUACAACGAAGUCAGGCCUGCCAGCAAAGGGCCCGAGCUGUGCACUUGCAUAAACGCCGUGUGGAGCUGCCGUUUGGCAACCCCCCAAGAACAGGAAAAAUUUCCCAAAGCAACUGACCUGAAAUCGCUCUGUGCUGCCUCCGAAAACAUGGAAUUCACAACUUGUGAGCCGCCCGAACCGGUCACUUGCAAAAAUAUGCACAGUCCGGACUACUUCACGGCGUCGGUGUGCCAUCCAGGGUGCAAAUGUAAAGACAACUAUGUGCUGGAUACCACGAGUAGGAAGUGUGUCAAGCCGGCCGAAUGUCCCUGCCAUCAUGGAGGAAGGAGUUACAAGGAGAAUGAAACGGUCAAAAACGACUGUAACACUUGUAAAUGCCAAAACGGGAAGUGGAAGUGUACAGACAGGCCCUGUUCUGGCGAAUGCAGUGCUUGGGGGGACUCACAUUUCAAGACUUUUGAUGGGAAACACUAUGAUUUUCAAGGGCAGUGCGACUAUGUGCUGAGUAAGGGGGUUAUUGGGAGCGAUUCGUACGAAAUUUCCAUUCAGAACGUUCCUUGCGGGUCCCUUGGCACCAGCUGCUCCAAAUCGGUCACAAUCCGGGUCAAAUCCGGCGAAGACCAAGACGUCCUCACCCUCACUCGAGACAAACCCUUACCCGACCUAGCCCCCCUAAAACACAUAACAGUACACCAGAAAGGCCUUUUCGUCAUAACCGAAGCCCCAGAUUUGGGACUUACAAUCAAGUGGGACAAAGGCACAAGGGUGUACGUCAAAAUUGACCCUCGCUGGAAGGAAAGGGUGAAGGGUUUGUGUGGCAACUACAACGACAACGACGCCGACGACUUCCAAACACCUUCGGGAGGUUUGGCUGAAGCCUCGGCGAAAAUUUUCGGAGACUCGUGGAAACUCCAGUCUUACUGUCCCGAAGCUUUGGAAAUUACAAACACUUGCGAGGACCGACCGGACCGAAAAGUCUGGGCAUUGAAACAGUGCGGGGUUUUGAAGUCGCCCCUUUUCGCCCCUUGUCAUUCCGAAGUCCCAGUGGACAUAUUUCUGGAAAAGUGCGUUUUUGAUUCAUGUGCGUGCGACCAAGGGGGCGAUUGCGAGUGUUUGUGCACAGCUUUGGCGGCCUACGCCCAAGAAUGCAACACGCACGGGGUCCCGAUUAAGUGGCGAUCGCAAAAACUGUGUCCAAUGCAGUGCGACACACGCUGCUCCAACUACAACCCGUGUGUGUCCACUUGCCCCAUUGAAACCUGCGAUAACCUCCUGACCCAAGUGGGCAAGAACUGCAAAGAGGAGACUUGUAUCGAGGGCUGUGAGGCCAAGCCGUGUCCUCCCGACCACAUCUACGCCAAUUCAUCGAUGUUCGAAUGCGUUCCGCGGAACGUCUGCAAACCGAUUUGUGCGGAAAUCGACGGAGUGACGUAUUUUGAGGGAGAUUUGGUCGAAGGGGACGAAUGUUACAGUUGUUUUUGCUCCCGAGGGCAGAAAGUGUGCAAGGGACAACCCUGUUCGACCACACCAUUACCAACAACGCACCAAUUGGAACAAAAUAUGAAGUGUGAGUCUGGAUGGAGUCAGUGGAUCAAUCAGGAUAAGGUCAAGCCGACCAAAACCGGACUAAGGAAGAAACAAAGUGAUUACGAACCGCUACCAACUCUCCUACUUCUGAAUAACUUGGAAGGCGGUAAGUGCAGUCAGGACAAAAUGGUUGGUAUUGAAUGCCGAACUGUAAAGACUCAUCUGACGCCCAAACAAACCGGUCUUGAUGUUGAAUGUAGUCUGGAAAAGGGCCUAAUUUGUAAAUCCCCGACUAAGGGAAAGCUGUGUCAAGAUUUCGAAAUCCGGGUCCUCUGUCAAUGCGAAGAGGCGACCACGACUGUUGUCACACCUUGCGACCCGGUCAAACCGCACAAGGAACACCCAACCAACUGCCACAUUUUCUACCACUGUGAGGAUGGUCCCACUGGUCCCAAAUACGUGGAAAAGACAUGUGGGCCUAGCAUGUACUACAACCCGGUCACAAUGAUUUGUGACUGGCCUUACGCUGUCGAAGAGAUCAAGCCGGAGUGCAAACAACCGGAAACUGUGACUGUGGAGGUGGAACCGGAAGCAGAAAUGGAGCUUCCGGAAAAUAAAACACACCAAAAUCUGGAGGAAUCACAAGUUUUGCCAGUUACUGUUCAAAAAUGCCCUCCUGGCAGUCAGGAACACGAAUGUGCCAUACAGUGUGACCAUCUGUGUCUUUACUACGCUCACGUGAUUAAAACAAGCGGGAAAUGCCAAAGUGGCGAAAAGUGUGAACCUGGAUGUGUACGAAACGAGAAAAAUGUAACAUGCCCUGAGGGCAUGUUUUGGUCAAGUGAGGACAGUUGUGUGUCUUUGGGCGAUUGCUUGUGUCGCUCAAAUGACGGGAAACCGGUCAAACCUGGAACCGUGUACAGGGAGUCAGAUUGUCGCGUCUGCCAAUGUAUCAACAAUUACUACACGUGCGACGAAUCCGAAUGUGAAGGAAAAGAGGAAGGAAGAUUACUAGAAUCGCAACUUACGCAUUAUAACGGGAAAGAAGUUAAAGUAGAGUUGGCUACAACUAUUCUACCACUAGUCCCAAGCACAGUAACACCACCCGAAAAAUGUGACCAGGACCACUUCAUUGACCUAAUCCAAGGCGAUCAAGCCCUUCCGGACGUUACUUUCAACGCUAGUAGUGUCCUUAGCUCGGCGUUUAGGCCCGAAUUUGCCAAAUUCAACAGCAAAGUGGGAGCGAAAAGCGGCGGGAGUUGGGCGCCGGAGUAUUCGAACAACUUGCAAUUUUUGGAAAUUAAUUUGGGGCAACAGGAACCGGUCUAUGGGGUUAAAGUGAAAGGAAGCCCGCUUUAUGACGAGUACGUCACGAGCUACAAAAUGACGUACAGUCCCGACUUGAGUGGACACUUCUUCCCGGUGUUGAACAAAGACCGGCUACCUCAAGUUUUUAGGGGUUCGAUUGAUGCCAAUACCCCGGUUCAGGAACUGUUCGAUGUUCCGUUUGAGGCCCAAGUUGUGAGAAUCCAUCCCGAGACGUGGCACACGGGCAUAGCCCUAAGGGUUGAGCUGAUUGGGUGUGGGGAGCCCUUGACGACCACUGUGCUCUAUGAGUUUAUCACGAUUCAUGCUGCAACGUCCCCGAAACCGAUGUGUGACGAUCCCAUGGGUUUGGAUGACCAGAUGAUGUCGGAUCAGCAAGUUACUGUAAGCUCGGAACUGGAUAACAAUCACACUAAAGCAAACUUGAGGGUAAAUGGUGAUGAUGUGUGGCAACCUUUGACGAACUCUGUGACUGAAUUUGUUCAAUUUGAUUUUUUGGAACCACGAAAUGUAACAGGUGUUGAGACGAAAGGAGGUCCUAAUGGGUGGGUUACAGCUUACACUGUUCAAUAUUCACACGACAAUAAAGCUUGGAACCCGAUUUUGGAUAAGAAGACGAUGAAAGAGAAAACUUUUUUGGGGAAUUUCGAUUCCAACACUCCACAAAUCAAUAAUUUUGAACUGCCGAUUAAUGCAAGGUAUGUCCAGUUGGUGCCGAAGAAAUGGAAUGAGAAUAUACAGAUGAGGGUCGAGAUGCAUGGAUGUUUUGAGCCUUAUCCUACCCUCCCAGAAGAACCAUCCACCGUCAUCCCCCCAGCCUGCAGCUACUGCCCUGGCGUAACCACCGAACCCCUCGAACUGCACGCUUGCAGAUGCAAGCCUGAGAAGUGGUGGGACGGCGAAAACUGCGUCUCUCGCACCGAAUGUCCUUGCAUCAUCGGCCACAUUUCCUACCCCGUUGGGACCUCCUUCAAAAAAGAGGACUGCUCGGAGUGCCUCUGCAAAAUCGGCGGUGUGCCCCACUGUACCCCCAAACAAUGCGAGACGUGCGAAAAAGGCCUCAGAAGCACCGUCACCUCGACUUGCAAAUGCACUUGUCAGCCGUGCCCCGACGACACCAUUCUGUGCCCCACAAGCAGCGUCUGCAUCAACGCGACUUUGUGGUGCAACGGCGUCCAGGACUGUCCAGAUGAUGAAGUUGGGUGUCCCACAACCGUCCAAACCACCACAACGCCAAAACCCACCACUGUGGUCACCCAAAAACCUGUGGUUAAAUGCCCAGAGCUUGAGUGCCCCACAGGGUUCAAAAGACACGUCAAACGGCCGAGCAAAGGCCGCAAGUACCAGUCGUCAAUGUUUUCGAAUUAUCAGUCUCAUCGUAAAACAUCGAAGAGUUAUGCCGGAGUCAAGAGUGGACUCAAGACAACUUAUCGCAAAACACCUUUGAAGAAACCAAUUCGGCCACAAAAUGUAAAUAAUUGUACCGAAUACGUGUGUGUUUCAGCGAAGCCGGCCCCCAAAUACAUGCAUUCGAAAAAAGAGUGCCCCCCUGCCAUGUGCCCAGAAGGCUAUGUCCCAUUUUUCGGAAACGAAGAUUUUGUUAUGAAUCAAUGUCCCGAGUACACUUGCGAGCUAGCGCCGAAACCAGACGCUGUCUGUAAUGUUACAGGACGCACUUUCAACACUUUCGACAACACUGAGUACAAGUACGAUGUUUGUAACCACAUUCUGGCCCGAGAUUUGGAAAACGACGAGUGGGAAGUGACUCUUCGCAAAAAUUGUGUUGACAAAUGUUGGAGGGACCUUAUAAUACAACAUCGGGACCACUUGUUCGUGCUUCACCCGAAUCUAACGGCUGAAUAUGACGGUUUUUCGUACACUGUCGAACAGACGAAAAAAAUUGGAUCCAACACGAAAUCAUUCGCUUUGUCGCGGCUCGGUAAUACUAUACUUUUUGUCUCAAAUAGAUACGGCUUUUGGGCCAUUUGGGAUAAGGAAGGGAACGUCAAGUUGGGCGUUACGCGAAAAUUGGUGGAUAAGGUCGAUGGGCUUUGUGGUUACUUCAAUGAGGAUGCGUCUGAUGAUAAGAAAAAACCUGAUGGUAGUUUGGCCCGGACGACGGUCGAUUUUGGCGAUAGCUGGGCACAUGUUGAUCAAUUCCAAAGUUGCGAGCCCCAAACCUGCCCGCUUCACCUCCAAAAGAAGGCCUGGGAGAUUUGCCAAGUCAAGGAACGAGUGUUGGAGCCGUGCACUAGUGUCAUCGACAAAGACUCCUUCAUUUCGCGCUGUGUGGAAACCACCUGCGACUGCCUCCAAGCCGCAGGACCCAACAGCACAGCUUCCGAGGAAUGCCGCUGCCACUCCCUUGAGAAUUUCGUCGUUGAAUGCUUGACCAGAAACCCAAACCUCGACAUAUCCGAUUGGAGAACACUUCUCGAUUGUCCGGCGACUUGUGACGCCCCUCUGGUUUACCACGACUGUUACCAACGCAAAUGCGAACCGACGUGCGAAUCUUUAUCAAAUCCCGAAUUAGCGUGCCCGAAACUCCCCAAUGUGUGCUUCCCUGGCUGUUAUUGCCCCUCAGGGAUGGUCAAGAAAGGGGACACUUGUAUAAGUCCCUCCAACUGUAGGGACUGCGAAUGCAACGUCCUCCCGCACCUCCAAUAUGUGACUUAUGACGAAAGGAACUUCACGAUCAAUGCGAAUUGUGUCUAUGUGAUGUCGCGCGAUGUGGCUGACAAUCACAAGUUUCAAGUUUUGAUCACCAAUGCCCCGUGCAAGAAUAACGAGGAAAAGACGUGUGUUGGCAAAGUCACGAUUUUGUACCAAGGGCACAAAAUCCACGUCCUCAACGAUAUGAUACGAAAUAAACUGAAACUGAUCGUUGAUGGGGAAAAAAUUGACGAUUUCACGGAAAUCACGUGGGGCCAAAUCAGGGAGACUUCAAGUAAACACUUCAAGAUUCAUUUGGUCGAAGUCCAAGUUGAAGUAUCGGUCUAUUACCCCUCUUUGGGGGUUUCGGUAAAAGCGCCCUCGACCAGAUACGGGGGAAAGCUCGAAGGGCUGUGUGGUGAUUGUGACCACAACCCCCUUGAUGAUUUCCGGACCCCUUCCGGGGCUAUAACUAACGACACAAACGACUUUGCCUUGAGCUGGCUCUACGAUAAACUGCCAGGAGGGCAAUCAAGAGAAAUGUGUCAGAACAAACCGGACGAUUGUCCACCAUUGCCCAAAGACCAGGACCCUUGUAAUCUCAUCCUGGACUACAAGACCUUCGGGCAAUGUUUACGUGUCUUGGACCCAAGUCUUUUCCUUGAAUGGUGCCAGAAAGACACGUGUGACAACCACCCAGAACUCGCUUGCAGUGCCAUCGAAGCCUACGCUCGUGACUGUGCAAGUGCUGGCUUUUGUAUCGACUGGAGAACAGAUGUUUGCCCCAAAACCUGUCCUUCCGACAAGAUUUAUAAUCCUUGUGGGAGCAAAUGCCCCAAAACGUGCCAAAGUGUGAAGGAGAAGGAGAAAGGGUGUUCAAAUCUGCCGGUUGAAGGGUGUUUCUGUCCGGAAGGAUUGGUCUUGCGGAACGACACUUGCGUGGAGGAAAAGGACUGCGAGGUGUGUGACGAGGAAGGGCACCAUCCUGGUGACACUUGGAAGAAGGAUAAGUGUACAAGGUGCACCUGCGAAGGCACUUCCAUCAAGUGUGAGACGGAGCAUUGCUCCAGCGACAAGAUUUGUGAGCAAGGGUUCCAAGUUGUGAAAAUCCCGGGCAAAGAGGACGAAUGUUGCGAUAAAUACGCAUGUGUACCUGAGCCCACUUCGGGCCCCACUUGUGAGCCCCCGCAAGUAAUUUCCUGCGGCCCGGGCCAAAUAAUGAAACUCUCGACGAAACCAAACGGUUGUCAGCAAUUCAUCUGCGAAUGCAAACCAGUCGAAGAGUGCGAACCAAUAAACCAAGCGCUUGAGUACCCACUCGACGAAGGCUUCGUCCGAACAAUCGACGAGAGUGGCUGUUGCCCCGAACUAAAAUUAAUCUGCAAGACGGAGACUUGUCCCAAACCGAAAUUUUGCCCACAAUAUCACACUCUCAGGAACGAAACUGGCAAGUGUUGCCCUUGGUACACUUGCGAACCCCCGAAGAACAAAUGCAUCUACGAUUACGAAUACACUUCGGACGAAAACGGGGGCGAACGGCCCCGUACGGCAAUUGAGAAGCAAAAAGUCCUGAAAAAUGCGAACGAGACGUGGAACGACGGUCCCUGCCGUGUUUGCAAGUGUUUGCGGACGAGCAUUGGCAAUUACCAGGCGAGUUGCACCCAAACUGACUGCUCGGCGAUUGAAAUAUCGCAGGAUUAUCUCGAGUAUGAGCUAGAACCGGAGUUUGUCUACGACCAGUGUUGCCCGAACAUCAAACGAGUGGCGUGCAAACACGGCGAAAAAGUGUACAAAGUGGGGCAGAACUGGACCCUUGACCACGAUUUUUGCACGGUUUAUGAGUGCGUUAAUGGCACUUCAGGGGUGCAGAAGGAAACGCAAGUCAAGAGUUGUGACACUGAGUGUGAGCUGGGCUUCGAGUACGUUCCCUCGACGAAGCAAUGUUGCGGUUCUUGCAAGCCGUACGCCUGCGUGGUUGAGGGGGAAGUCCACAAAAUUGGGACCGAGUGGACUUCCAGCGACUUCUGUACGAAAUAUUCGUGCCUCAACACCAACGGCUCGAUUCAAGUACAAUCAACUAGAGUUACAUGUCCGGAGUUGCCAACCGAUUAUAUUGACAAUUUUGUUUUUGAAACAAUCCCGGUAGCCGAGGAAUGUUGCAAGAAACACAAAACCACGGCGUGCAAAGUCGAUGGGAAAGUCUACAAUGUGGGAGAAACCUGGCCAUCGCCUGAUGGAGACAAGUGCAAGAAAAUCGCAUGUGUUAGGAACAAGAAAGGGGAGGUUGUGAAGCAGGAGUCGGUGGAGACGUGCAAAACCAACUGUUCUAAAGGCUGGGAAUACAAAGAGUCUGAGACUUCCUGCUGCGGCGAAUGCGCGCGUGUCGCCUGUGUGGUCGACGAGAGGUUGAAAAAAGCGGGCGAGAGUUGGACUUCCCCCGAUAAUUGUACGACCUACGUUUGCGAGCAAUUCGGCGACGAAUUUAUAGUUUCAAGUCAGCAAGAAUCGUGUCCGUCGCUUGAAGACUGUCCCGAGGAAAACAUUUACAUUAAGGGCUGUUGUAAACAUUGUAACAUUACAUCAGGGUCGCAGCAGCAAUGCAGUGCUGAGGCGAUUCCGCUCAACAAAACCAUUUCGCUGAUAAGCGCGCACAAGUCCGACCACGGCAAAUGCGUUAACAAGAAACACAUUCACAAGUUCACUGAAUGUGUGGGGAGUUGCCACUCGGCCACGUUUUUCGAUACAAAGAAAGGUUCACACGAAAGUGUGUGCUCGUGUUGUCACGCGACCGAUUAUAAGUCAAUUGAAGUCGAACUGGAAUGUGAGGACGGGUACACUUGGAAGAAGAAAGUGGCAGUGCCGUCAGCGUGUGGUUGUGAGGGGUGUGCCGCAGCACACAAGUCCGUAAAACAUAAGAAAACUUUCGGGUUUUGUUAAAUCGUAAUUGAGAUGAUUUAUUUUUGUACGUUUUUUCAUUUCUCUAAUAAAAUGCAAUGAAGAGUA